UAAAGUCAACAAUAACCUCUUGUGUUUUAACCUAGCCCCUCUAGCUUUCUAGCUUUCUACACACGUUGGAAAAGGUAUAACCACAUUCUCAUAGUAAGAUAUAGUCGUGUGUAUGCUUGCUGGUGGUACUGAUAGCUUUCCAAGCCUAUAGUAUUGGUGACUCAAGCUGCCCACUCUCCUGUGCCGUACAAACAUGGCCAUGAUGUCAAUGGUUCAUAGGAUCUAUGACAUGCCACUUGUCCAGGCGUGUUUUGAGGGCAACGUGGUUCAGUUGACCGAGCUGAUUGGUCAGCGGGAGGACGUCAAUGCUCUGGACUCUGAGAAACGCUCGCCCAUGCAUGCUGCUGCCUACUGUGGGGAAACUGAGUGUCUCUCUGCACUCAUCCAGUCAGGAGGCAAGGCUAACCUCAAGGAUGCUCAAUGGCUCACCCCCCUCCACCAUGCUGCCGCUAGAGGUCACGAGGGCACUGUCAAGGAGUUGAUGCGUAACCAAGCCGACGUGAUGGCGCGUGAUCGCACGUGGAUGACCCCACUCCACCUAGCUGCUUAUAACAACCACGUCCAAGUCGCUGAGGCCCUUAUUCCAUAUAUGGGCAACAGCCUGGAUGUGGGAGACCGCUCAGGCAAGACAGCUCUCCACCAUGCCGCCUAUAACGGGCACAUUGAGAUGGUGUCUCUGCUACUGGUGAAAGGAUGCAAUCCCAAGGCUGUGGAUAAGAGAGAGAAGACUCCACUCAACCUGGCCGCCUUCAUGGGUCACUGUGACUGCAUCAACUCUCUGGUGGGUAGUGGUGCUGAUGUCAACUCCAAGGACAAGAAACAGUACACGCCCCUCCACUCUGCCGCUGCCGGGGGACAGUCCCAUGCUGUCAAACUACUCCUGGAGCUGGGCGCUAAUGCUGACUCGAUCAACCUGUUUGGUUGUACUCCACUCCACGUUGCGUGUAACAAUGGCCAGGACAUUGUGGUGGACAUACUCCUCCAGUACAAGGUGGCCGUGAACGCACUCAACAACAAGGGCCAGACCCCCCUUCACUACGCUGCCUUCUCUCAUCACGGUGCUCUGUGUAUGGAGUUGCUUGUCAAGGCAGGGGCAGACCCCAACGUGCAGGACAGCGAGGGACGCACUCCACUGCACAUGACUGCACUGCAUGGCUUCUAUCUCAGAACUGAGACGCUCAUUAGGCACGGUGCUCGGGUUGAUGUGGCUGACAAGCAAGGGAACACUGCUCUGCACAUCGCAGCUCGUCACGGCCACGAGUCGGUUACCAAGACGCUGGUUGCCAAUGGCGCCGACCUCUUGCGUAGAGGUGCCGGUGGUAUGCUUCCCAUCCACAUGGCAUGCCUCAGUGGUUACUCUGACUGUGCGGACAAUCUCGUCCCUAAAGAUCACGACAUCUCCACGGAGGUGGAUGAUGACCACCACACUUGUCUACACGCUGCCGCCUGUGGGGGGAGCAGUGAGUGUGUGGACCUCAUCAUGCGUCUGGGAUGCUCCGUGAGUUCAAAGGACAAGUUAGGCCGCACCCCCCUCCAUUAUGCAGCGGCCACGGCUCAGUAUCAGUGUGUGCUCUCCCUCGUGGCCAGUGGUGCUUCUCUCACUGUGGCGGACAAGCUGAACCGAACACCACUCCACUAUGCUGCCACUGCUGAUGGGGACGCCAAUUGUGUGACUCACUUGUUGCGUAACUUCUCUGGCCCCACCCCCUUCACCACGGAUACCAACGGCUUCACCCCACUCCACUACGCAGCCUCGUACGGUCACAAGAUGGCCGUUCAGAUGUUCCUCGACUAUGCUCCGGGGGAGAAUCUGACGACAGCACCAUCUGACAUGGCCACAACGCCUAUGCAUCUUGCUGCGUACCACGGUCACUUUGGCAUCCUGGGGGAGCUGGUGUACAAGUAUGGUGGAUACAUCGAUAGCAAGGAUGAGAAGGGACGCACACCCCUAGACCUGGCAGGGUUCAAGGGUCACAAGGACAUAGUGGAGUACCUUCUGAGCAACGGAGCAUCCCUAUUGGUCCAUGACAUCGUGACCAAGCGUACACCUCUUCAUGCAGCUGCCUUCAAUGGACACAUGGACACGGUGCAAGCCAUGCUCAAGAAUAUGACCAGCACUGCACACAUCGACUGUGUUGACAUGCUCGGAAGGACCCCCCUGAUGCUGGCAGUGAGCAACGGCCACAAGGACGUCACUCAGCUGCUGGUAGACCAUGGUGCUCAUGUGGACUCCACUGAUAAGCAUCUCAGGACUGCUCUACACAGAGCCGUUGCCAACGGUUACGAGGAGUGUGUUGAGAUCCUCCUCCACUCUCGUGCUGACCCCACCCUCCGUGACACGAUGGGACGCACUGCCGUACAUUUUGCUGCUUCUUGUGGUCAUUAUAACCUCGUAGAGGUCCUGCUCAAGUCCGGGGGUUCACCUUCGACCCCUGACAAGCACGGCUACACUCCCGUGCACUGGGCAGCUUAUAACGGACACGAUAAAUGUCUGGAGGCUCUACUAGAGCAAAAUGCGGAUGUGACAGCUGGCAACCCCUUCUCCCCGCUACACUGUGCUGUCAUCAAUGACAACGAGUCUUGUGCUGAGCUCCUCAUGGAUCGCCUAAACAAGGAUGACAUCAACUCCACUGAUGAUCACGGCCGCACUGCCAUUCAUGCGGCUGCCUUCAACGACAAUGGCGAGUGUCUUCAGCUCUUGUUACGUCGGACUGAUUCUGCUGACGUUGCAGAUAAGCAGGGGCAGACUCCGCUAAUGAUUGCAGCACGUCACGGCCACUCGAGCACUGUCGAUCUGCUGACGUCUUGUAUGCCUCCUGUGAACCUUGACCUUGGCCAUGUGGACGAGAAUAAGAACACUGCUCUUCAUUUGUCGUGUCUCCAAGGUCACGAGGAAUGCGCCCUGGCCAUACUCGACAAGUGUCCGUAUGAUCUCGUCUACGUUGCCAAUGGAAGUGAGAAGACCCCCCUCCACAUUGCGGCUCAGUCUGGUCUGGUGCGUGUAGUGAAGGAGCUCAUAAACAAGGGCUCUGAUCUCAACGCUAGGGACGAGGACGACAACAUCCCGGCUUUGUGCUGUGCCGCCAAUGCUGACGUGGCAGAGUGCCUGGAGUGCCUCCUGCAGGCCAUGCUGGGACAGAGGGGGGUGCCCCUGUAACUACCCCCUCCUAUAGUUCGUUAGCUCGUUAGUGAAACUCUCUUCUUGAAACUGUAGCUAGUUAUGAUUAUUACGAUUUCUAUUUAAUUAAUUUGUAGGUAUUACACAUUAUUAGUAUUAAAAUAAUUAUUAUUGAAAAAUAA
Halichondria panicea is the source of this 3300-nucleotide messenger RNA. RefSeq names its product serine/threonine-protein phosphatase 6 regulatory ankyrin repeat subunit A-like. Gene Ontology annotation, molecular function: protein binding. The record is from RefSeq and is a predicted model, not a curated record. The coding region runs from base 194 to 3157 and encodes 987 amino acids. The transcript has 23 exons. NCBI's taxonomy places the organism in Eukaryota, Metazoa, Porifera, Demospongiae, Suberitida, Halichondriidae.